AUAACAAAAUUGAAAAUGGAAAGCCAGGUUCGGUUGGAGCGGAGAGUCAGAAGUUGUCCCCACAGUCGACUACCCCUCAGCACCCGUCUUCAGGAGGAACAACUCCAGCUACCAUCAUGUCCCAGCAUGGCAUGAUGACUUCCCUGGAGCCGCCCUUCAUGCAACAGCAGAACAAGGUCUUUGUGUUUUCCACCAGGCUGGCCAAUGAAGCCGCCGAGAGUGUCAGGCAUGGCCAUUGCAAGAGCAUAAUACAAUACCACAUGGAUCAUCCGAAUACCAAAGCCUUCCUGCAGAAGAACCCACUGAAAGCUAGCAGCUUCCGGCACGGUAUGCUGCCUGCUGUCAUGAGCAGCAUGAAGGCUGGUCAGCAGGCUCCAGGGAUGAUCAGGAUGCCUGGCCCAGGCCCGUCACCACCCGGCUGGGGACCCCAGCAUCCCUCAGCCAUGGAAGGCAUGAUGGGGCCUGAGGGGAUGAUGCUGAACGGGCCCUAUCACCCGGGAGGUCCUGGGCCCCGGAUGAUGGGAAGCUGGCCGGGGCAAGGAUGCAGCGGCCUCCACCCCCAUCCUCACGGGCCUAUGGGUCCUGGCGGAUACCCCCUUGGCAGCAUGAUGGAUAUGGAGAGUGAGAUGAUGAUGAUGGGCGGUCCCCAUAACUCGAAUAUAUCCUCCAGCCAGAUCCCAGAUGAGAACCUGACAUUGGAGCAGAGGCAGCACCGUUCCAGGGGGUUAGCUCAGUUGACUAAAAUCCACAAGAUGCUAAUGGGUGGUAGUAACCCAGGGGACGGCCAGCAACCACCCCAUGGACAUGAGCCGGGUAUGUACCAUGGAGGUCCAGGGGGGAUGACGUCCCACCAGCAGCAAGCAAUGAUGUCCCAGCAUGCCAUGAUGACCCAGGCGGGCAUGAUGCCACCACACGGCAUGAUGUCCCCCCAGCACCAGCACAUGAUGGCCCAACAGAUGUCUUCUUAUGGGCCUCGAGGCCCCCCAGGAAUGGUGCCUCCGGGAAUGAAUGGCAAAGAACAGCCCUAUAUGCCCUAUACGCCUGAAGGCGUUGAAAAGGGUCCUUUACUUUACUUACUUACUUAUAUUUAUAUGUUCAUAGUGAUUUUAUUGUUGUUUUCACUUUUUGUCACAUGGCAGUUUCAAGACCAGCAUGCAUGGUAUCAGAUGCAGCGAGAGUUUUACAUGGAGAAGCAGCAUCGGAUGCAGCACAUGGUGUCCAUGCGAGGGCCUCACAUGGACCCAGUCCCUCCACCCUCGUACUACUCGUCCGUCUCACAGAAACAUAGCGGAAUGAGCAGUCCUCCGUCGCCAGGCAUGAACGGAAUGAGGAUGCCGAUGCCCCCACAUGGACUCAUGGGGUCAGGAAUGGAUCCCGAUGGGAUGGGGAUGUUUGGGGGUCCACCCGAUAUGUGCCGGCCGCCACACAUGGGGAUGGAACCCAUGCCCGGAAUGCAUCCGUACCCGCCCCAUAUGCCACCUCAAGGUCCCAUGGAUCCUGGUUUUGAUCCUAUGAUGGUAGGAGGGAUCCCACCAGGAAUGGGUCCUGGACCUCCGGAUAUGGUACCACGGCAUCACGGUCCCAUGCGCCAGAGCCACAUGAUGGGUUCGAAUGGUGUCAUGCCCAGUAUGAAAGGCCCGAAUCAGGUGACUUUACACAGGGCAGGCAAUCCAGAACAGUUUAACCCUGAAACAAUGGGAGGAGUGGUGCCCCCUUUACAAACUCAGUCUGGCUCUAGCAACAGCAGCAAACCACCUCCAAGCUAUGCUCAGGCACAGAAGAGGAAGCGAGGCAGUGAUAUGGAUGAUUCUUACACUAAAGGCAACCUCCAGCAGACUCCGUCUCCCACCAAAAUUCAUUAUCACCUCAGCCAGUUUGAAGGCCAGGAAUUGACAAUAACCAAACAGCUCAACACAGCAUAUGUUGCCAACGAUGGAGGUGACGAUUCGGGUGCUGCCAGUUCUGCUGGCAGCAGCAGCAGCAGCAACGGGGGCAUGUCUGGUGGUUCUGCAGGGUUGUUCAACAGCCAUGCCAGCUCCCCCUUGCAUGGACCGGGUUCGAACAAAGGACCUCAUUCAAACUCCAGCCAGACAUCAGUCCACAUGGUCAGUUCCCCAGCGGUGUCGACGACGGGGCCCUCUCCGCAUCAAGGGCCUGCUACGCCUCACUCCACUACUCAUUCGUCUUCAGUUCCUUCGUCAGGUGCUAACAUGAGGCUGUCCCAUUUUGACCCUGUUCCACUCAGCAAUGGAAUCGGCAGCGGCCCUCACACACCCACUCCCAAGCCAUCUUCCAUGUCAAAUAUCACGUCAGCCAGCCUAGCCAAUCUGGCCAAAGGUGUCGAGAACUUAUCCAAUCAGAUGCAGCAGAACAUGAUGCAAGGCGGACCCUUUCACAGUAUACAAGUUCAAGGUCAAAUGACAAGCAGUAACAGUAACUCUAAUAAUAGCAGUAAUAAUUCCAGCAGUGUUUCGUCUACUGCAGCUACAACAACGACAGCCUCUUUAUCACCAUCCACUAACUCUGCAUCUCAUCCAGUUACAACAGCGGGCUCACAGGCUUCAGGGUCACCUAAUGUUAACAACGCAUACAUGGCAACAAACAUGUCCGCGUCACAAGUGAACAUGCCACUCCACCCUUCGGUGAACAACUAUGUGAAUAUGCAAAUGCAAAAUAUGAACAGCGAAUCCACAAACAUGAACCUGCAACCCUGCAGCAUGCAGCACGGCAUGAGCCCUCACAUGGGCCCCGGGAUGAUUGGGGGAGGCCCCAGGUCAGGAAUGCCCCACCACAUGCCCCAGGGCCCAAUGAUGACGCCAGUGGGUCCGAAUGGACCCAGCCCUGUGAUGGGUCAAGGUCUUCCUAUGCUAUCAGGGCACAUGCCGCCAGGAUUGGCUCCUGGAGGAUCCAUGCCUCCACAUCGACCCAGCUCUUCCUCCGGCAUGCCAGCAACGCCCCCUACACUAUCCAAAAGUCACUUCACCAGCCCACCUCUCUCGCAUCCUUCAAUGGGUGGUUUAGUCCCAUUGCCCGACGUGACUUCUCCAUCUUUCCCAGUCACCUCCAGCUCUAACUCCAGUGUACAGAUACAGCAGAAGGGCCACAACACCAUUCAGUACCUGCCUGCCAACCCACCGUCCUCGAUGCCAACUUACUUCCCCAGCUCAUCGCCCACUCCCAGCAGACCUCCUCAUAUGUCAAGCGCCCUGUCUGCCGCAGCUGCCAUGGGGCCCGAGUUUGCAAACCAAGCCACUAUUGCCAUGCAUCAGUCUGCAUCCAUGAUGAGAAGCUCAAGUAUACCUGAUCUUCAUGCCAUGCAGGGCUCACUCUCCGGCAUGCCGCCGUCAUCGAUGGGGCCUAUGGGGCCAAGUCCUGGCAUGCCCCCCUCAUCGAUGGGGCCUUUGGGGCCCAGCAUGAUGAUGGGUGGUCCAGAGCCAAUGAUGGGGAUGGGUCACAUGCGGCCGGGUCACUCACCCGGGGCCCUACACCCCAGUUUGGGGCCGGGGAGCUUAGAAUGUGUAUCACCCAUCCCAGGAAUGGGGGGUUACAUGAGUAAUGGACCUUCCAUAGAGCAAGCUCAAGCUCAGGCUCAAGCACAUGCUGCCAUGAUGAUGCAAGGCAACAGCCAGAUGUCUGUCUCAUCUCCUCAUGGACCCAUGCCGCCGUGCGGGGGCCCAUCGCCUCACAUGAACAUGCCUCCCUGCGGAGGUCCCUCUCCACAUUCAGCACCGAUGAUGGGAAUGCCAGGGGGCUCCUUGCAUGGGCCCAUGCCCCCUGGAGGAAUGCCAGGUUCAUCUAUCCACGGGCCCCCGAUGCCUGGGCAGUCGCCCCAUGGACAUCCCAUGUCUGGUCAGUCCCCACAUGGGCAUUCAAUGCCAGUACAGUCUCCUCACGGAUCUAUGCCUUGUUCGAUUCCGGGCAGUUCUCCUCACGGCCCAAUGCCAGGCACGAUCCCUGGACCUUCACUUCAUGGACCUAUGCCGGGCCCCCCAACUCACAGUUCAAUGAUGGGCCCUAUGAUCCCUCACGGGCACAUGGGGCAUAUGCACGGGCCAGGAAUGCCUUCGGGUGGCAUGCCCAGACAGCCAGGGAUGGGAGCCAUGAGAAUGGUCAGGCCCUCGAUGGGAAGCAUGUCUGGACAGUAUGGCAUGCAGUACCCGGGGUACCAGCAGGAAUACUACCCCUCACUGUCCCCAAGAGGCCACCCUCGACAGAUGAUGCCUGGAAUGAUGGGUGGCCCGGUUCAACCAUAUGGCAUGAUGCCAUAA
Candidula unifasciata is the source of this 4268-nucleotide messenger RNA. Lineage: Eukaryota; Metazoa; Mollusca; Gastropoda; Stylommatophora; Geomitridae. The record is from the annotation of a GenBank genome assembly.